AUUGACACGUGGAUUAAACGAUCUAAACAAAUACACAUAUCGUGACAAAAGUCACAUUAUAUUAUCAUAUCAUAUGAGCAAGAUGCUUGUAACAAACAACUUAAAUUAGUUACAGUUGAUGACCUUUGGAACGAUAUUCUGGACAUGUCAGAUGAUAACAAGAAUUAUCUAAUCUUCCCUCAGCAAGUACAAUCUGGACUGGUUACUAAAACAUUUAGGGAUGUACGUGUAAUAUUUACUUCUAAGUGACACAUUUAUAUCUAAAGACGACUUUUUAAGAAAAAAAACAGUUGGGGAAGCAGCGAGAAAAAUGAGUGACAUGAAAAGAAGUGGUUCUCUGCCCACGGCAACAGAUGGACAUGACACGUUUAAUUUUGACGGAGUUUUUCGUGACGUCAAUAACAAGCAGACAAGAGAACGUCUGUACGCAGCACAAAAAUUAGUUUCUGAAGGAAAGUGGCAAAAUGCAAAGGAUGCGUUAAAUGUGUUGAUAUCAGAAGUGACGGACAAACAUGAUAAUAGAAAUUUACGAAUGAUUCUGAAAGAAAUCAAUCUGUACCAAGAAAGACAUAUCGAUGAUUCCGUUGAACGUCACGAAGCUGUGAAUUGGAAAACCGUAUGUGAGCGCAGACCUACGAGGUAUUCCGAACGAUGGGAUGAACUACCUCAAAGUAUUUUUCUUUUGAAAUCUUGGAAAAUGGAAGAUGGAUCUCUUCGUGUUUUAGUAGGAAGACGAAUCCUUUCUCACCAAUGGAUUGCAAACAAAAUCCGUGAAUUACACUGUAGUCAUAUUCGUGGUAGCAUGCUCCUUGGCGUUUUUGUAGAUCUUAGGAUACAAGACGAUGGCGUUGUUGUACUAUAUAGACAAUUAACUGGAUCUGAAAAGAAAACUAUCAUGCACGACAUAGUUCACAAACAUUUACAGGAAAUGGAAUUGGUAUUUCCUUUCCCAGCCUUGCAGACGGAGUAUAAAACUGAAAUUCAUUGCCCGGAUGAAGGAUGGGAAAUAGAUGAAACAUUAGCUCUUCAGCUUGGGGAAGGUGAAGUCUUUCUUAGAGAUUUUUCAAUUCAAUUUUUAAAAACUUUGGGAAAAGAAGACUUGUUCUUGUAUGACCCUGCCUGUUCAACUGGUCAGUUUUUGGCAACCAUGAAAGAGGCAUUCCCAAAUAGUUAUACAGCUGGACAAGACCUUAGCUACCAGAUGACACUGUUUGCAGGAAAACGACUAGAUGAAGUUCACCAUGGUAACGCCGCCGAACCGAAAAUUGCAGACGAUAUUGCGGAUGUAGUAUUUGUAAGGUUUAUUAAUUCCGAAGUAAUGAAAGCUUCCGAUGCACGUUUAAUGGUUCAUCCUCUUGUCCGUGUUUUGAAGAAAGGUGGCCAUCUUAUAAUUUUUGGUCAUACUCCUGUUUUAGUGUCGUCUGCCGACUUACUGAUGGACGAAGGACUUGAAGUACUGCAGUGUAUUGGAGGAGACGCUAAAUGGGACGGUGUUUUCCAAUACUAUGUCUGUAAAAAACUUUGACACUUGAAUGUUCAAAAUGUUAUACGGGUUUUAGAUAUGUGCUUUUGUUGGCUUGUAAUGAUGGAAGUUGUGACUUAGCGGCAAUAUAUAAAUAAAAAGAUAGAUGGUUUCAAGACU
Messenger RNA from Mytilus trossulus (common blue mussel), 1642 nucleotides. Its product is annotated as isonocardicin synthase-like. Gene Ontology annotation, molecular function: S-adenosylmethionine-dependent methyltransferase activity. Lineage: Eukaryota; Metazoa; Mollusca; Bivalvia; Mytilida; Mytilidae. The transcript has 2 exons. The coding region runs from base 311 to 1525 and encodes 404 amino acids. The record is from RefSeq and is a predicted model, not a curated record.